Linum tenue is the source of this 1869-nucleotide messenger RNA. Lineage: Eukaryota; Viridiplantae; Streptophyta; Magnoliopsida; Malpighiales; Linaceae. The record is from the annotation of a GenBank genome assembly.
AAAGCUUUUUCGCCCAUCAUUCCGAACGCAGACGAAAUUCAAUCCUGAUUUCUCUCUGCGUGCGCACACCUCCCACUCAAUUCCGCCGACGACGACCGGCGAUCUCCUCUCUCUCUGACAUGCCGCACCUCGUCCGGGAGAAUCUGUUCAUCGGCAACAUCACCGAUGCGGCGGAGGUCCUCCAGAGCGGGACCUCCGACAUCACGCACGUGCUCUCCGUCCUGAGCUCCGCCUCCAUCUCUUUCUUCACCGAGUGGCGCUCCGGCGUCUCGAUCCCGGCCAAGGAGAUCAAGAAGGUCUACUUCAAUCGCCAGCGCGACGGCCCGGCUGCGGCUGAGGAGGAGGAGGAUGGUUCCAGGAGCAGCAAGCUCAUGUACUCGCUGGAGUACGCCGGGAAGGACUUGAAGCUGGUGAGGAUGGCGGUGCCGAUUAGGGAUACGGAGAGUGCGGAUUUGUUGGAUUAUUUGGAGCCGUGCUUGGAUUUCAUUGAUCGGAGUAGGAAAGAAGGCUCCGUUCUUGUUCACUGCUUUGCUGGUGUGUCCAGGAGUGCAGCUAUCAUUACAGCAUACUUGAUGAGACUUGAACAGCUCACUCUGGAAGAUGCCCUUGAAUCACUAAGGCAAAGCUGUGAGUCUGUUUGCCCCAAUGAUGGCUUUCUAGAUCAGGUGAUGCAGGACACUGUGCAUCAGACUUAUAAACGACUGUAUAGCUUGCUUGUUCGUUUUUCUUCAUUGCAGUUGAAAAUGUUUGAGGACAUGGGCUUCAAGGUUGAUCAUGGGAGUUCUAUAUACAAGCGCUUCCAUGUGAAAGUAUUAGGUGACUGCUAUAACCGGGGAGAGAAGAUAGAAAGCGAUCAGUUUGCUGCGGAUCCCAGUAUAGCUGUAGAAGUUCAGGCACAGACAGCAGCACCACUAAAUGGAGAAAAAAAGCGUGUAAAAGCAUAUCGUUGCAAGAAGUGCAGAAGGCUAAUUGCAUUAGAGGGUAAUGUUGUUGGUCAUAUUCCGGGAGAGGGCGAGUCAUCCUUCUCAUGGAACAAGCGAAGAAGUGGCAAUCCAUUUAGCAAGUCUGAUGAAACUGACUGUUCAUCUAUCUUUAUUGAGCCUCUACGGUGGAUGAAAGCAGUUGAGGAUGGCGGAUUAGAGGGGAAGUUGUCAUGUGCGCACUGUGACGCUCGACUGGGCUACUUCAAUUGGUCGGGCAUACAGUGCAGUUGCGGGAGCUGGAUCACCCCUGCUUUUCAGCUCCAGAAAGGCCGCGUCGACAUCAGUAGUGUGUAAUGCUGCAAAUGAUAUUCUGUAUGCCUCUAUAUAUGAGAACAAAAAAUGUUUUGACAGUGGACAAAGAUCAGAAUUCCCCUCGCUGGCGCAGAGACCCUGGAACUUCUGAAGCCUGGUUCUUUUUCAAGUUUGCAGCUUUCUUCCAAGCUGGUUGACGUCGCGAAUGCUCUGGAGCUGGAGAUAACAUACGUACGUGUAUGUACAUAUACGUCAAGUUUUAAAACCAUGUUCAUCAUUUGGGCUGUAGACUAAUUAGCUGCAUAUAAAAGCUUCAAAGUGUUCAUGCCUGUUUUUCAUGUAAUGGGCAGAGGCCACAACUACGGAGGCCUGUGUAAUAAUUUGUUUGACAGCAGAAGAAAGUUCGUUUUUUUUUUACAGUUGCCUUGGGUUUUUCUACUCGUCUUCCUCCAUCUCUGUUGCUACUUCUUGGUUUCACACAUUCGAGAUAUUGAAGUGCCAAGGUUUAAGGGGUUAGUUGGUUGGGCAAUCGACCACGUGUUGAGGCUGUCGGAUUGUUCUCAUACGCGAUUGAAAUGAGACUGUUGGAUUGUUCUCGUAUGUGCGCUCUUUCAAUCGUUUGAUUGAAUGUGAU